Messenger RNA from Ochotona princeps (American pika), 1299 nucleotides. RefSeq names its product ankyrin repeat domain 13D (gene ANKRD13D). The transcript is spliced from 12 exons. Gene Ontology annotation, cellular component: cytoplasm. The record is from RefSeq and is a predicted model, not a curated record. NCBI's taxonomy places the organism in Eukaryota, Metazoa, Chordata, Mammalia, Lagomorpha, Ochotonidae.
AUGGCCGGCCCGGGCCGCACCUUCCCACUGCACCGGCUCGUCUGGGCGAACCAAUAGCGUGAACUGGAGGUGGCGCUGCACAGCCGCCAGCACAACACUGAGCAGAAAGACCCCCUGGGGUGCGCACACCGGAGCUGGCUGUGUCCCUGGGGUAACCUGGAAUCCAACAGGGUCCUGCUUUGGCACAAUGCCCACAUGGGCAAGGAGAGCUGGCAGAGCUGGGCAGUCCUGCAGGAGUCCAUCAGCACAGGGGACCAAGAGAUGGCACAGCUGGUGCUGCCAGAGCAGAACUUUCAGAGAGCUCCGGAUUUCUGUAUGGAGAUGAAGUGGGAAUUCGCCAGCUGGGAAACAAGUGCCGUAUCUGUGGGGUGGCGGUCAAAGAUGGAGACUGUCAGAGGUGGCGGUGAGAGGGUCUACGGUGCUACCAAUGUGGACCUGGUGACACGCACUUGCACACAGCACCUGUCGGAUCAGGACAAAUUGAGAAGCAAAGGGAACAAGACUCCACUGCAGUCCCUGCAGAUGGCCCAGCAACACUCCUUACACCCUCGGGUGAGCCAGGCGGCGCCAGGGCUGGCAGGGUGCCGGAUGGCCGCCAGCCCAACCAAGCCCACAGGCAUUUCCCCCAAGGAGUACUUGGACCCCAGCUUCAGCCCCAUUGAGGUGUCCAGCAGAGUACAGAGGUUCUGGGCAACGUUAUGGCUGAGCGAGGAGCACCCACUAUCCCUGGGUGGCCAGGCCACACCCAUCAUUGACCUCAUGGCCAUCACCAAUGCCCACUUUGCCAAACUAUGUGACUUCAUCAAGCUAUGCCUCCCACCAGGCUUUCCCGUCAAGAUCGUGGUCAGCCCUGGCCAUCUUCUGUUGCACAAUGCCCACACCACCUUCUGUAACCUAUGCGGCUGCGACGAGCGGCUGAGCUCCGUGUGGGCGCCGGCCUCCAGCCCACCCACAGCAGGUGCAGGUACUCCCUUUCCGUGUGAGGUGGACCCCACCGUGUCUGAGGUGCCUGUGGGGUACAGCAUGCUGGGCACGGAUCGGAGCGAGCCCCUGUGUGAGGAUGACAACAAGCUACUGCACAGAGACCGAGCAGGUGGGCUGUGGACCCAGGGGACCAUCUGGACUCUGCUGCCAGUGCAGGUGACUGUCUGGGAAGCACUGAGCAACACACGGCUGGACGCCCAGCCCCUGCCCCAGGCUGUGGCUACGAGGAGCAGCUGGAGCAGUGAGGCCCUCUCAGGACCCAUGGGACUUCUGCAACCACCUACUCUUCCGGGGCCCAUGGGGACACUGCCUUGA